Messenger RNA from Geosmithia morbida, 999 nucleotides. Its product is annotated as sulfonate dioxygenase. The record is from RefSeq and is a predicted model, not a curated record. Lineage: Eukaryota; Fungi; Ascomycota; Sordariomycetes; Hypocreales; Bionectriaceae. Gene Ontology annotation, cellular component: cytoplasm. Bases 1 to 999 code for a protein of 332 amino acids. The transcript is spliced from 4 exons. Gene Ontology annotation, molecular function: 2-oxoglutarate-dependent dioxygenase activity.
AUGACCUCUGCGCCAUUGUACCCCGCUUACCUACCUACUAGGCCGGAUGGCUUCCAGCCGACCCUUAAUCUCCCCCUAUUCGAGGCAGAUGAGCCAGGGUCUCGAGCCAGUGCAUCCAAGGCAUCUCUGUUGGGAUCCGGAACUACCACCAAAAACAUCACGCCCAAGAUCGGUACGGAGAUCCGUGGAGUACAACUCAGCGCGCUGUCAAAAUCUGGCCUAGAUGAGGUGGCCGCGUUGGCCGCCGAGAGGGGCGUCUUGGUAUUUAGAGACCAAGAUUUUGCGGAUGUGGGGUUUGAUAAGCAGAAGGAUAUCGUAGGCCACUAUGGACCUCUCCACAAACAUCCCACUAUGGGCUACCCAGCGGGAACUGGGCCAGAGUUCCAUGUCGUUUACGCAGACGAAAAAGCGGGAAAUCUCCGAACGCUUCUAGGUCGGCGGGCGACCUAUGAUCUUUGGCAUGUUGACCAAACAUUCACGCCAAAUGUCCCGUCCACGACGUUCUUCUGGGUCCUCGAGACUCCCGCCAACGGCGGAGGCGACACAGCAUUUACAUCCUUGUCGGCCGCGUACGAUGCUCUUUCACCCGCCUUCAGGGAAACCUUGCAUCCACUCCGCCUUUUCCACACCUCUGCAUCAGUGGGUGAAGUUGCGCGCAUAGGCGCCGAACGUGCGCUCAAGGAGGCCGUGUCGACGACGCACCCUCUCGUGAUAAGGCAUCCUGUUACCGGCAAGCCUUCGCUCUUUGUGAACCCCACAAUUGCUCGCAGUAUUGAGGGGUUUUUACCCGAAGAAUCUGACAACCUUCUUGGGUUUUUGCACAACCAUAUCAGAAGCCUGGAUUUCAGCUGUCGCGUGAGUUGGGAACCAGGCACCGUCGUUGUUUGGGACCAGAGGGCCGCGGCUCACAGCGCCGUGCCCGACUUUGCCGAUGGUGAGCGCAGGCACAUGGUGCGCAUCAUCCCGUACGGGUCAAAGCCUGAGCCUGCAUUUCCUUGA